Messenger RNA from Protopterus annectens (West African lungfish), 5144 nucleotides. RefSeq names its product partner and localizer of BRCA2 (gene PALB2). Bases 380 to 4585 code for a protein of 1401 amino acids. Gene Ontology annotation, cellular component: nucleoplasm. The record is from RefSeq and is a predicted model, not a curated record. The transcript has 13 exons. Gene Ontology annotation, biological process: double-strand break repair via homologous recombination. NCBI's taxonomy places the organism in Eukaryota, Metazoa, Chordata, Ceratodontiformes, Protopteridae. Gene Ontology annotation, molecular function: DNA binding; protein binding.
GAUGGUUCGGGGAUAGACUAGUUUACCCUUUGAAAGGGGUGGCGGGAUAUUGAAGUGCAGUAUUCCCAGUCAGCUCAGAGAAGUGGGUGGGAAGUGCAUCAAAAGAAGAGUUGAGAGGAUUAUUGGAAACCUAAACUCAAUUAUAUUUUGCGUUAGAUAUAGAAAAUGAAGUGUGCUGUAUUAUUAGGUGUUUUAUGCACUUGUAUGGACUAUGCGAUUAACUCUGAAAACGUUAUAUUUUUCUGCGGUGGUGCGUAUGUACUUUAAAUGACCCAAGUGGUGUGAGGGCAAAUUAACUGAGCUGGAGUGGUUUCGAUACGUGCUUGUAAAAUGACAAUAAUGUUUUAUUCGGGUACUGUGCAUUUACUGGAGUAUUUCGAUGCUUUCCUUUACCAUUUUUUAUAUAGGAUACUUCCACUUUAAAGUUGCUCCGGUAGUCGUUGUAGAAACAAAAACAAUGAACGCGCACAUGAAGAAAACACUAAGCCCUGAAGAAAAAGAAAAGAUAAAAGAAAGACUGACUUUACUAAAGCAAGAAUACAACACCGCUGUUAAGAAGUUACAGCGGGCACAACGAGCACAGAAAGUGAAAAAUCAUAUUAAGGAAACUAUUGCAGAACAGAACCGCAAAAUUGAAGAAGAACUUGUUCUAAUUAAAUCAGGUACUUCAAAUGAAAGCUCCCCUGAUACAAAGAAUAUAGCUUUGUGUGAUGGUCUGGAUGCCAGUUUUCCACAUGCUCAUCAAGAUAAAAAAAUGACAGUUACUUUUAAUCUUGAACCAGAGGUUAUUAAUCUGAAUAGCAGCCCUCAGGAUAUUUUAUCCAGUGAUGUAAUGCAUGAGGACCCUGGAAACAUUUCUUUAGUACUAGUUGAGCAACGAUGUGGAACAGAAGUGCAAAUGUAUGUUAAAAAUAGAAUGAAAUUGAAAUCCAGUAGACGUAAACUAAAAGAGAAGGAAAGCAAACCUUUACUGAAUAAUUCACCAGUAUUUGACAGCAUCUGUAGUAAAAUUUCAGGAAAAGAAACAGACUGCAAUAACAGAUGUAGGGGUUCUCCGUUUUUUGAAAAGAGCGACAAUAAAAAUGCACAAGACUGUGCUAAAUUAACAGCAGUGAGUUUUGGAGACAACACAAUAGGUAUUAGCUCUGUUGGAAGCCUGGAGGAUGCCUUUUUAGAGGACAACGGAUGCAAGACUGUGGUUCAGGCAGCUGCAGAGCCUGAAUUAGGCUGCUUUUUCAGAAGUCCUCUAUUUGAAAUCAAACCUACUCCAAAUGUCUUGAAUAUUAAUAACCACUAUUCUUCAGAUACUGAUAUGUGCAAAAAUGAAGCUGUUGAAUGUUGUCACCAGCAAACUGAAGACAAGCUAGUACUUAAUAAGACCAGAGGCAGUAAAUGCGUGGCAAAACAUUCCAGAAGUGCGUUCCCCGCUUCUGCACCUCUGGUUUCUUUUGGAGAUCCCACAGAUAAGAUGGUCAGCAGCAGAGAUGAUCUUAUUAAACAUCAUGAUGAAAACCUCUCAGGUGGUGCUGAGGUGGCAAGUUCUUCAUGCCCUGACACUCAGGGAGACACUAGUAAGCAUCAGCACUUGGCAGAUAUGACGAAUCAGCCUGAAGUUGGUUCUAAUACAUUAGAAAAAUCAUCCACUGCUUUAGUAGAAAACCCAUUAAGCUCUUGUACAUUGGUUGAAGGGCUUCUAUUUCCAGUUGAGUAUUACAUCAGGACAACACGGCGCAUGUCUGCAUGUCAGAGACAGGUAGACUUGGAAGCUGUAAUUUGCAGUCAGUUGGGUAAAUCUAAAAAAACAGGAAAAAGAAAAACUAGAUCUUCUCUUUCUGCAGAAAGUAAGGCUGAUCUAGACACAUCUAGAAGGGAAGAAUCCAACUUCAGUCAGACGUUGCCUAUCAUGGUAAAUGAACAGUUUAAUUCUGCAGACCCUAUCCUACCAGAUAGUUCUGUGCCCUGUCUACAGAUAAAUGAAAACCAGCAUGUAGUCUGUAUCACUGCAUCUAAUAUGCCAAAUAUGAAAAUAGAGGAGGGAAAAGAAACAAAAACGGGAAGGAGGAGGUGCAGCGCAAAGGCCAGAAGGUUGAGUAAAGCUAGUACGAGUCAUCUGCAGAAUUCUGUAAAUCAAAUAGAUAAUAAAGGAAAGAAAGAUGGUGUAGAUGUACAUUGUUAUCCAAGUGACUCUCAGAGUGAAAAAGAGAACUGUUUAGAAGAGGAGAAUGCUCAAUCAGCACUUGGUCGAAAAAGGUCUUCAUCUUCUCCAUUAGACAAUGCACUACAAGUGAGUAAUGCUGAAAGUGACUAUGGGACAAGUACUUGUACCGUCAGUGCACACAAGAAUGGCACACAGGCACUUAGAGGACAAUGCCUUAUUCCGGAGCACAUCCAAAAUUCCAUUAAUGGAGCCACUGAUAAAACAUUAAGGACAUCCCGGGAUGUGCUAGAAAGCUGGGCACUUGAUUCUGAAGUAGAUGCCACCCAAACUGUAUGUCAGACACCUGUUAAUUUAGUGACUUCACCUGUUCUCCAGAGCCAGCAGUCUGAUUCCAGAGGCAUGCCACUAUUUUGUUUCUCAGAAGUUGAUGCUGUGGUCUCACCUAUGAAUCUUCAUCCAAAAAAAACACCUAAAGGACUGAAGAACAGUGCUCUAAAGAAGGCAUGUUUUCAGACUACAAAAAACGUCCAUUCAGAAUCAGAUACAGAGAACUUCUGUUCUGAACCCAUCUUUGAUGAGCAUAAGUUCAGAUUUGGCAUUGAAAACGCUUCUUAUUUGAACACUAUUGACUUUGACUUACCUGAUGAUGUAUUUGGGCAACUUAAACUUGAAAAAAUAAAAUCUCAUUCACUGAGACAUUUCAAGUCUGUUAGCUCCAGUUCUCAGUGUAAACAAACAGUUAAUGAAACCAACAGUAGGCCACACACUAGAACAGAAUUGUUUACACAAAACAGUCCCAGUAAGCAAGUGAAUAAAUGUAGCCAGAAAUCAGAAUCUGACUCUGUAAAUACAAAUCUUUCGAAUACUGUCGAGAAGCAUUUGAGUGAAACAGAUUUAUCUCACUGCAAAGAAGUUUCUUCAGGUGUACUUUCCACACCAACAUCUACAUUUCCAGUGGGGAGGAAUAGCCUGCACGAUUCACUUAAUACCAGCCCUGUGUUUCCGUCACUUGGUUUUACUCCAAACCAUGGAAUUUCCAUCUCUCAGCAGAGCUUUGUAGUUUUAUCUGAUAGUAUCCAUGAAUGUCCAUCUCAGUCCAAAUCUUCUAGUCCGCAAAUACAGAAAGGAAGCAGUACCACAAAGAUCAACACUUGCAGCACUCAUGGCAUAAACUGUUCUGAUCACAAGCCUACUUGGGUUGAAGGAGAGGAAGAAAAAUGUCUGAGUGUCAUAAAAGACGAAUGGUUAGUUCGAGAAUCCUUUACUGGUUGCAGAGUUUCUGGUGGCAAGAAUCUUUCUGUUAGUGGUUAUGAAAAAGAACCAAGCCAGGAGGAUGUAUCAUCACACCUGAAGAAAUGUGUGUCCAGUCCUACUUCGACCGCAACAUUGACAAGUGAAAACACUGGAUUGCAGUUAAUCUCCGAGUUUAAGGUUGACUCAAGUUCUUUUGUGCUGGAUUUGAAUACAGUGUGGUGGAAAGUUGAUGGAACUGAACAGCUUUGCAUUGUCACAGCAUCCAUUUCAACUGUUUCACUUUGGAAACCCCAAGUGAUGGAUCAGUGGCUUGAAAUACACACUUGGCAUUUUACAGAGGUUCCUAUUGUGCAGAUAGUCUCAAUGCCUGAUACUACAGGUCUCAUAUCUGUGGCGCUUGGGCAACUGAAAAUUGAAGAGAUUAGAGCAUUGGUUUAUACUUCUGAAGAUGUGAGCUUGGAACAACUACUGAUUGUAUCUGGUGAUAUAUCAGCUGUCCUUGGGCUGUCAGAAGCAAGGCUGGUUAUCUGUAGAGGCACACGUGACAUUCAUGAAGUAGAAUUGAUUUUCAUUUCAACUAAGGGAAGAGUUGAAGGGAAGAAGUCUCUGAAACCACCAGAUGAGGCCAUAUUAGCUUUUUCUGAAGUCAAUGGUGAGAAAAAUGCCUUAAUCGGUACAACUACACUGAGCAGUAUUGUAAUCUGGAACACAGAAACUGGACAGCUGUUGCAAACCAUUAACAUUGGGAAGUCUUGCCCAUCUUCCAUCUGCAGGGGAGCAUGCUCAGAUUCUGGCAUGUUGUUCAUCUUGGUGAGUUUACAUUGCAUGGAUGAUGAUGCAUCUUCUGGUCAUUCUGUAUUCAGACUGUUUGCAGCCAAUCCUAAAACAGCAUGCAGCAUUCCUGUGAUGUCAUACACACUUCCUGCUGGAAACAUUGGAAGGUAUGUAGCUGGAGAUGUAAAAAGUAGCUGUGCAGUGGCUUUACUGACUUCUGGAGCAAUCGCAAUCUGGAAUUUAUCUAUUGAGGACUGCACAGUUUGGCUUCCACCUUCCUAUGAGAAAGACUGGUCACUGGUUAAGUGGGCAAAUACAAAACUUCAUCUGUUAGCCGGGCAAAAGGAUGGUAAAAUGUUUUUGUACAAGUACCUGGAAUCCAGCAGAAAAGAAAUCUAAUUGUAUUUCCAAAGGCUAGUCUCACAACUGACAGUUCUGUUGUCAUUUUAAGUAAAAUGUGGUUUUGAACAAAGAAAUGUUAAAGGAAUGUGUUUCUAGUAUAGUUUGUUGCAAGACAUAUAUAAAUAUAUUCUGUUAUUACUUCAUUCUUGGAAUUUGUUUUAUCAGUUUUGAUGCUGUACUUAUCUGACAUCCUAAUAGCAUUGUUUAAAAAAAAACACAGCACUAUACUAUGUUUUGUAAAUAUUUGUUUAAAUGUACAUUGAGUGUUUUGUAAUGGAGACUGUUCUGUAUAAACGAAAAAAGUGCUACUUUAUAUGCUGCUACAAGAGUUUUAAUUCUUAUUGUAUAUAUGCUCUUUACAUUGUUGUAAAGAUGAUGUACUUUACUUUUAAGUACAUGCUAUGUAUAUUUGUGUUAAAUGUGACUUGUAUAUUGUGAUAAACCUGAUCAUACUGUUUAUAGUUGAACAAAAAAAGAACCAAAACAAUGUCCCAAAUUUCCAACUUUGUUUAAAUUAUACAUUUUAAAGAGCUACUGAGAGAUUAAAAAAGUUAUU